AUGGCAAAGUCAAAAUCUGGUCUGGCAGCUUCAGGCAAGGUCAUCGACCCCACCUUGGAUGCUUUAUUCGCAGGCAGUUCCGGUCCUGCCCAGGCGCCCUCGACAAACCGAUACGUGGAACUACUUGAACGAAAGGAGAUCAAACCCUCCGAGGCGACCCAGGACGCAGAAUCAGUCGUGGAUGGUGAAUCGGCAGAUGGGAGCAACGCGGAGACGAGCGGCGAAGACGAGGCUGAAGAGGAAGACGACGAGGUCCUAAGCGAGAUAGAAGAUGACGACGAAGAUGGCGCCCAAUCUGAAGGUCAAGACUCGUCUUCCGAGGGCCUGAACGCUGUCGAGGAGCCCCCAGUUCAGAAGAAGGAUCGCAAGAGAAAGCGUAAAGACGAACAUGACGACUUAGAGGUCAAGUACAUGCGCAAAAUCGCAGAAGAGGAGGAGAAAGAACAUCAAGAAGAGAAACGUCGUAAAGGACCAAGUGGCGAGGCCAUCGCCAGCACAACGUCUAAAACAGCGGAAGCUUCUGGAGAUGAAGAGGAGGGCGCUGCCAACUUGGUACACGAGUCACUCCAGAAGACGGACGAACACGCCAACAUCGAGCUCGACAAAGCAAAUCGCACCCUAUUUUUGGGUAAUAUUUCCAACGAGGCCAUCACCUCCUCCAAGGCGAAGAAGCUCCUGACAACUCACCUCGAGUCUCCCUUAUCCACUCUCGAUUCCUCCACCGGCCCUCAUAAAGUUGAGUCGCUUCGGUUUCGCUCCACGGCCUUCUCCACGGGCGCAAUACCGAAACGGGCCGCCUAUGUCACCAAGUUGGUCAUGUCGGCAACCACCAAGUCUACCAAUGCGUAUGCCGUUUACUCGUCACCACUCGCCGCACGAACUGCUCUGAGGGCCCUCAAUGGGUCAGUCAUACUUGAUCGCCACAUGCGGGUGGACAGUGUAGCCCAUCCGACUCCCAUAGACCACCGCAGAUGCGUGUUUGUGGGAAACCUGGGCUUCGUGGAUGACGAGACAGUCAUCAAUACGACCGCAGAAGGCGAGACUACGACAAAGAAGCGUACCAAGAUUCCUGCCGAUACCGAAGAGGGUUUGUGGCGAACAUUUGGUCAGCAUGCUGGCAAGGUGGAGAGCGUCCGCGUACCCCGAGACGACAAGACACGGGUGGGGAAAGGCUUCGCAUACGUCCAAUUCUACGAGGCCAACGACGUGGAAUCGGCACUGUUGUUGAAUGGGAAGAAGUACCCGCCCAUGCUGCCACGCAUCUUGCGCGUGUCUCGCGCCAAAGACCCGCGUAAAACAGCACUUGCAAUGGAGCGUACGACGAAGGGCAAGUUUGACGGCCUGAAGGGCAGAGACGGCAAGUCAAAAAGCACGAAACACAAGCCAAAGGCCACGCCGGAGCAGCAGUCACAAGUUGGCAGAGCCGGGCGAUUGUUUGGUCGAGCCGGCGCAGCACGGCAACGGCACGGGCUGGAGGGCGAUGGCAGACAGCCGAAAGAACGGCCUGGCAGAACCGAAAGUGAAGACACGAUAAAGCCGCCGGAGCAGUUCGUUUUCGAGGGUCGCCGGGCAAGUUCAACGGAUGCCCGUAAUUGGAUCUUCCGAAUCGGCAUCGACUUCUCGACACCCUUGACCUCACCAGUUCGGACCACCAGCCGACGACGAUACACCAUGAAGGGCGAGAUCCUCCACAUUCACCUGGGCCAGGCUGGUACCCAGCUCGGUAACAGCGCUUGGGAGUUGUACCUCCUCGAGCACGGCCUCGGACAGGAUGGUCGCCCCGAUCCCAAGGCAAAGGACGUCCUCGACGGUGGCUCCUACGAGACCUUCUUCACCGAGACCAGCGGCGGCAAAUACGUGCCCCGAUCCAUCUUCGUCGACUUGGACCCUUCUCCCAUUGACGAGAUCAGGACCGGUGCCUACCGCCAGCUCUUCCACCCCGAACUGCUGAUCAGCGGAAAGGAGGAUGCCGCCAACAACUACGCCCGUGGCCACUACACCAUCGGCAAGGAGAUGGUCGACAACUGCCUCGACCGAGUCCGCCGCGUUGCAGACAACUGCAACUCCCUGCAGGGUUUCCUGAUCUUCCACUCGUUUGGCGGCGGUACUGGUUCUGGCUUCGGUGCCCUCCUUCUCGAGCGCCUCUCUACCGAGUACGGCAAGAAGUGCAAGCUCGAGUUCGCCGUCUACCCGGCUCCUCGUGUGUCAACCGCUGUCGUCGAGCCUUACAACGCCGUCCUGUCCACUCACAGCACCAUCGAGAACUCCGACUGCACCUUCUUGGUCGACAACGAGGCUGUCUAUGAUAUCUGCAGACGCAAUCUAGACGUCCCCCGGCCCAGCUACGAGCAUCUGAACCGACUGAUUGCUCAGGUCGUCAGCUCCAUCACCUCGUCUCUGCGAUUCGACGGUGCUCUGAACGUUGAUCUGAAUGAGUUCCAGACCAAUUUGGUCCCCUACCCUCGUAUCCACUACCCGCUGAUCAGCUACGCUCCUGUCGUCUCAGCCGCCAAGAGUUCCCACGAGAGCUUCAAGGUCCACGACCUUACCUUCCAAUGCUUCGAGCCCAACAACCAGAUGGUUGUCUGCGAUCCUCGCAACGGAAAGUACAUGGCCGUCGCCCUCCUCUACCGUGGCGAUGUUGUGCCUCGUGACUGCAACGCGGCCAUCGCGGCUCUCAAGGCCAAGUCAUCCUUCAACCUGGUCGAGUGGUGUCCCACUGGCUUCAAGCUGGGUAUCAACUACCAGAAGCCGAUGUCUGUCCCCUCCACAUCUCCGAACGACGGUGGUCUGGCUUCAGUCGACCGUUCCGUCUCCAUGCUGUCCAACACCACUGCCAUCGCCGAGGCAUGGUCGCGUCUGGACUACAAGUUCGAUCUUAUGUACAGCAAGCGGGCUUUCGUACACUGGUACGUUGGUGAGGGUAUGGAGGAAGGCGAGUUUUCCGAGGCCCGUGAGGACCUUGCCGCCCUGGAGAAGGACUACGAGGAGGUCGCGGCCGACAGCUUCGAGCCUGACGAGACGGAGGCUGAGUACUAA
Molecule: messenger RNA, 3039 nt
Organism: Anthostomella pinea
Lineage: Eukaryota; Fungi; Ascomycota; Sordariomycetes; Xylariales; Xylariaceae
Source: the annotation of a GenBank genome assembly